AUGGCUCAGUCCACGACACCUUCCGAUUCUCUACCACUGCCCUCGGCCACUACCCAUGCCCCACAGACAUGGAUCAUAAUCGGCGCCUCUCGCGGCAUUGGGCUAGAGUUUUCGCGCCAGCUCCUCGCUCGCGGUGACCAGGUCAUUGCCGUUGUGCGAGAUCCGAUGAAGGCUGCCCAGCUGUGGCAGGUUCUGGGGGAAGCGAAGACGCCGGGCGCCGGGGUUAUUGAGCAGUGCGAUGUUACUAAGGAGGGCGAUAUUCUGGCAUUCGCAACACGGCUGAAGACACUUCUGGCCAAGGGCGUACGAAUAGAAAACGUCAUCCUGAACGCAGGGGUGCUCAAGUACCCGAACCGGGCCACUGAGAUAAGCUACGCCGACUUCGCACACCACCUCUACACCAACACCAUCGGCCCCAUAAUAUGCGCGCAAGAAAUCCUCAAGACGAUCGCGUCGUUCUCCUCUCCUUCAGUGACUCCUCCACCAAAGAAGAUCAUCUUCAUCUCCAGCGACAGUGGCUCCGCUACCUUAUUCCGAGACCACGAAGAUGGAUUCGGCGCGUACGCGGCAUCCAAAGCGGCGCUCAACCAGAUGUUGCGGCAUAUGGCUGCUGAAAUACGCCGGAAGGAGGAGGCAGAGCGGGCCAAGGGCAAGGAAGGCGUUGUCGGCGGCGCUGAUACCAAACAGGACAAUGACGCAUGUUGUGUACUGGCCUUGCAUCCCGGAGAGGUCGCGACAGACAUGGCGGACGUAGAGCUGGAUUGGGAGGUGGAGGGAAUCAUACAGCCGGAUGAGAGUGUGCGGGAGAUGUUGAAGGUGAUCGAGGUCCAAGGGGCCACGGGAUAG
Messenger RNA from Cyphellophora attinorum, 846 nucleotides. Its product is annotated as putative oxido. Lineage: Eukaryota; Fungi; Ascomycota; Eurotiomycetes; Chaetothyriales; Cyphellophoraceae. The transcript is spliced from 3 exons. The record is from RefSeq and is a predicted model, not a curated record. Bases 1 to 846 code for a protein of 281 amino acids. Gene Ontology annotation, molecular function: oxidoreductase activity, acting on the CH-OH group of donors, NAD or NADP as acceptor.